This is a messenger RNA of Pleuronectes platessa (European plaice), 1191 nucleotides long. It is a transcript of the gene fkbp6, whose product is annotated as FKBP prolyl isomerase 6. The record is from RefSeq and is a predicted model, not a curated record. NCBI's taxonomy places the organism in Eukaryota, Metazoa, Chordata, Actinopteri, Pleuronectiformes, Pleuronectidae. The transcript has 7 exons. Gene Ontology annotation, molecular function: peptidyl-prolyl cis-trans isomerase activity; protein binding. Bases 65 to 793 code for a protein of 242 amino acids.
UUCUGGUUUCCUGGAAUAUUCCGACCGACCUUUUGAAACCAGCACACACUUAAAACAUCCGCCGAUGAUGAAAUUAGGGAAAGAUGUGACGCUGGCCGGACUGGAGAUGGGUCUGCUCACCAUGAAGAAAGGAGAGUUCUCUCGUUUCCUCUUCCAACCCAAGUACGCAUACGGGGACAUGGGUUGUCCCCCGACCAUUCCUGCUGCCGCCAUGAUUCUGUACGAGGUUCAGAUCCUUGACUUCCUCGACUCAGGACAAGUGGACGAGUUUGUCGCACUGAGUCAGGAGGAGCAGAACGCCGUUCCUCUUCCCAAACUUCUUGAGGUUGUAAACACAGUGCAAAUCUUUGGCAACCGCUGCUUCAACCAGAGGCGUUACCAUAUCGCCAAAGAUCGCUACAAAGAGGCCAUGGCACUGCUGGUAAGCCGGGAAUCACAGACCGAUGCAGAAAAGGAGAAGAUCAACGCAGCCCUGCUUCCUCUCUAUCUGAACCUCUCUGUCACCCAGCUGCAUCUGGAGAACCCGCACAAGGCGCUGAAGUACGGCAACAAAGCCUUGGAGAUCGACUCAGCCAACACCAAGGCUCUUUACCGCUGUGGAAAGGCGUACCUGGAGCUGGGUGAGUACGAGAGCGCCCAGGGUUGCCUCAUAAGUGCUCAGGCAAAGAAGCCCUUUGACGGUGACAUCAACAACCUCCUGAGGGAAGUGACAAUAUGCUAUAAAGAAACCUUGGACAAGCAGAAAGACAUGUACACCAAGAUGUGCAGGGACUUCAGGGGAGAGUGCAAGUGAAGAUGUAAAAGAUGACAAAGGGCUUGAAGGUUCAGUCGCACAUCUUUCUCACCGGUUUAAAUAAUUCUGUUCCAACGUUUCUGUUUUUCCAUAUGUUAUGGAGCUAAUAAUAUUGUAUAGAUUAAUUUGUAAUUUCGUUGAAAGAAUUUAUUAUUUACAAUUCAGUAAAGUGUUUGGCCUCUGCAGUGUUUAUUUCUGUUAGGUUGUUUUGGCAGAAUUAGCCUAAAUCUUAUGGCAGGUAGAACGUUUCCAUGAACAACCUUGAGUGGCUGUAUUUUCUAUGAAGCUGCCACACAUGUAUUUCUCAAUACUGUUUGUACAAGAGUGUCAAAUGUUUCCUUGGGUUCUGCUCACUUCUGAGUUGCUUAAGAUGACAAAUUAAAACAAUUCACUUCUAA